This is a messenger RNA of Saprolegnia parasitica CBS 223.65, 1432 nucleotides long. Its product is annotated as enolase 2. The transcript has a single exon. Gene Ontology annotation, cellular component: phosphopyruvate hydratase complex. NCBI's taxonomy places the organism in Eukaryota, Oomycota, Saprolegniomycetes, Saprolegniales, Saprolegniaceae. Gene Ontology annotation, biological process: glycolytic process. Bases 38 to 1399 code for a protein of 453 amino acids. Gene Ontology annotation, molecular function: magnesium ion binding; phosphopyruvate hydratase activity. The record is from RefSeq and is a predicted model, not a curated record.
AAUUUGCUUUCUCGCAAACAAGUCGUCUACUACUACCAUGCCCAUCCAGUCGAUCAAGGCCCGUCAGAUCUUUGACUCGCGUGGCAACCCCACCGUCGAGGUCGACCUCGUCACCGAGAAGGGCCUCUUCCGCGCCGCCGUCCCGUCGGGCGCCUCGACCGGCGAGUUCGAAGCCCUCGAGCUCCGCGAUGGCGGCAAGGACUACAUGGGCAAGGGUGUCUUGACGGCCGUCAAGAACGUCAACGAAAUCAUCGCGCCCUCGCUCAUCGGCAAGAACGAAGUCGAGCAGAAGGAGAUUGACCAGUACAUGGUCGAAGUCCUCGAUGGCACGCAGAACGAAUGGGGCUGGUGCAAGAAGAAGCUCGGCGCCAACUCGAUCCUCGCCGUCUCGCUUGCCGUCUGCAAGGCCGGCGCUGCCGCCAAGAACGUGCCGCUCUGGCAGCACAUUGCCGACCUCGCCGGCAACCCCACGCCGUGCCUCCCGGUGCCCUCGUUCAACAUCAUCAACGGUGGCUCGCACGCCGGCAACAAGCUCGCCAUGCAGGAAUUCAUGAUCCUCCCCGUCGGUGCCACCUCGUUCACCGAGUCGAUGAAGAUUGGUUCGGAGGUCUACCACCACCUCAAGAAGGUCAUCAACAAGCGCUACGGCCUGGACGCGACCGCCGUCGGUGACGAGGGUGGCUUUGCCCCCAACAUUCUCGAGAACGGCGAGGCCAUCAACCUCAUCAAGGAGGCCAUCGCCAACGCCGGCUACACUGACAAGGUCAACAUUGGCAUGGAUGUCGCUGCCUCGGAGUUCUACACGGGCAAGGAAGACGCUCGCUACAACCUCGACUUCAAGGACGCCAACGCCCCGGAAGACCAGAAGAUCUCGGCCGAUGCGCUCAUUGAAGUGUACAAGUCGUUCAUCGACCAGUGCAAGGACUCGAGCCCGAUCGUCUCGAUCGAGGACCCGUUUGACCAGGACGACUGGGCUUCGUGGAUCAAGUUCACGGAGGCCGUCGGCGACCACGUCCAGAUUGUCGGUGACGAUCUUACGGUCACCAACCCCACGCGCGUCAAGAAGGCCAUUGAGACCAAGGCUUGCAACGCCCUCCUCCUCAAGGUCAACCAGAUCGGCUCGAUCUGGGAGUCGAUCGAGGCCGUGACCAUGUCGAAGAAGGCCGGCUGGGGCAUCAUGGCCUCGCACCGCUCGGGCGAAACCGAGGACUCGUUCAUUGCGGACCUCGCCGUCGGCCUCAGCGCCGGCCAGAUCAAGACGGGCGCGCCGUGCCGUUCGGAGCGUCUCGCCAAGUACAACCAGCUCCUCCGCAUUGAGGAAGAGAUGGGCGAGGCCGCUGUCUACGCCGGCAAGAACUUCCGCAACGUCGACGCCCUCGGCAAGUACUCGACCUUCUAAAUGCCUUAUCCACUUUUGUGUUUGUUUCUUCGA